GUUUUCUCUCUCAAAGGUCUGCAGCACGCUGAACCUGAACGCGCUACAUCGGCUGCACACUACGCCUCCAUAAUAUUCUUAAUUAAUUCAAUUAAAUUCAUUUAAUUUAAAGUCUAAACAUGGUGGAAAGCUUUUAUCUGUAGUUAUACUCGAUAUAUAGUUGAAUGCACUGUGGAACUUUUUUUAUUUUUUUCUAUUAUAAGAUGGGCGACGAGUGUGUAAGCUUUUCGUGGACUUACAGACAACUUCUACCAAUGUUACUGAUACUGGGAACGUUCAGUUGUAUGGGGCAGUGUUCACAGAGUCCACCAGCUCUCCUCAGUAAAUCCUACCCUCGAGGGAACCACUGGGCAGUGGGUCAUUUAAUGGGGAGGAAGAGCGUUGAGAUGUUGCCUGAACCUCCGGUAUACGAACAGGACGGAGACGAUCCACUGACCUCCUUGGAACGAAGGGAGACACCGCUGGAGCAGCCGCAGUACCCCUCCAAACUAGACCGGGACGUGUUCGGGUCAAGUCCCGCCAACCGGAGACUUCAGGGGCCCCACGGCGCCGACAGACGCCAUCUGGAGAGGACGAGAUCGAGGGAAGAGGUUCGGGUCAAACCCCUGAGAGAGAUGCCGGACUUGCUGCUGCUUGGUUUACACCUGAAGAAUGGGGGUUCCACAUGAACCCACUGUUCAAUGCAUUAUAGCUGCACGUGUCAUGUUACACAUAUUAAAUCCUUCAGAGAAUCACAACAAA
Molecule: messenger RNA, 741 nt
Organism: Gadus morhua (Atlantic cod)
Lineage: Eukaryota; Metazoa; Chordata; Actinopteri; Gadiformes; Gadidae
Gene: grp
Product: gastrin-releasing peptide
Exons: 3
Coding region: 165-668 (167 amino acids)
Biological process (GO): neuropeptide signaling pathway
Molecular function (GO): neuropeptide hormone activity
Source: RefSeq, a predicted model, not a curated record